Messenger RNA from Micropterus salmoides (largemouth bass), 1602 nucleotides. It is a transcript of the gene tatdn3, whose product is annotated as TatD DNase domain containing 3. The transcript has 10 exons. The coding region runs from base 104 to 910 and encodes 268 amino acids. Gene Ontology annotation, molecular function: hydrolase activity, acting on ester bonds. Lineage: Eukaryota; Metazoa; Chordata; Actinopteri; Centrarchiformes; Centrarchidae. The record is from RefSeq and is a predicted model, not a curated record.
AUCGUGUUCCGCUUAGCUGUGUUAGCCAAGCACCGGAAGAUUGCUAAAAAUUGCUAAAUGGUGCAGCUUUAAAAAUAGUUUGCGCUUAUUUUUUGAAUUUUUAAUGGAGCAUGGCUUCGUUGACUGUCACUGUCAUAUAGCAGCCCGUGAGUUUGAAGAGGAUCUGAGGGAUGUGAUCCAGAGGACCACAGAGGCUGGGGUAAAGACUCUGGUUGCAGUUACAGAAGAAGUCGGAGAGUUUGCCAGAGUUCUGCAGCUGCAGGAGCGUUAUCCAGAUGUUGUUGCUCCGUGUUUUGGUAUCCAUCCGCUGCAGGGCGACGGGGGCCCCGAGCAGCGCAGCGUGAAACCUCAGGACCUGGAUGCCGCCUUGCCACAGUUCUACAAACACAGAGAACGCCUCAUCGCUAUAGGAGAGAUUGGUUUAGACUUCACACCGUGGUGUGCUCCCACUCAGCAGGACCGAGAUGACCAGAUGAAUGUCUUCAUUAAACAGCUCAACAUCGCCAAGGAGCUGGACCUACCUGUAAACGUCCACUCACGAUCAGCUGCUAAGGUCACAAUAGCGACAAUGAGAGAACACGGUAUCAGUCGAGCUCUGCUUCAUAACUUUGCGGGGAAGCCAUCGGUAGCUCUGGAAGGUGUGAAGGCUGGAUACCUCUUCUCCUUUCCACCUGCUGUCUGCAGGAACCAAGAGAGAGACAAACUGAUCAAGCAGAUCCCACUGGAACACAUCUGUCUUGAAACUGACUCUCCUGCACUGGGGCUCAACAGGCAUGUGAGGAAUGAGCCCAGUAACAUUGUUGUGUCCUGCCGGUACAUCGCUAACGUCAAAGGUCUGUCGCCACAAACUGUUCAGCUCGUCACCGCACAAAAUGCAUACAGACUUUUCCCCAAGGCUAACAGGUGCUAACCAUAGACUUUAUAUAAAAAGGUGCUAACACUCACAUAUACACGUUUCUGAAGUGUAAGGUUUGGCCUGAUGGCGGCGCAUGAUGAAACUUAAAGUAGAGGAUUUAUGCUCUGUCGGGGUCGGCUUAUCAGGUUUAGCUCCACACUUUCAUUUCAUCACUUUACCAGGCUCUGCUGCUCAGCUGUGUUAUGGGCUUCAUACUAAUCUUAGCCUGCUAACAAACAUUUGUAUCACAUGAUGUUUCUAAUGAUAUCAUGUUAGCAUGCUAUAUUAGCAUUUAGAUCGAUGAACAGCUUGGGCUGACAGUUUUGUCAUUAGUUUUUGAGGUGUCGCACAUGUGGAACUUUUGACCUGUUAGUGGCUCCAAAAGAAACAUCAAGAACUAAAGACUCAUUAAGAUUCAUCUUGAUCAUCAGUGGUUGCCAAAUGUCAUUUUUUUAUUAUGACAGUAGUGGCUGAAAUCUUUCAAUCUGGAACAAAGUUAGACAUUAAGUCAAAUUUCACAGCAACAUACAUACUAGUUAAUUUUUAACUAAACAGGCGAUAGGUGGGAAAAAAAAUGCAAAUCUUCAAGGCAAAGAGCAAAACUUAUAAGACCUUGAACUCAACUGUGAUGACCAGCGAAUGAUAGAUGGAUGUUGUAUUAUGAUGUAUUCUGUUCUCUGUUUGUGGAAAUAAAAAACUGAAAGUUG